Morchella importuna is the source of this 5349-nucleotide messenger RNA. RefSeq lists its product as uncharacterized. NCBI's taxonomy places the organism in Eukaryota, Fungi, Ascomycota, Pezizomycetes, Pezizales, Morchellaceae. Bases 1 to 5349 code for a protein of 1782 amino acids. The transcript is spliced from 8 exons. The record is from RefSeq and is a predicted model, not a curated record.
AUGGAUUUGCAGAGUAAGCCUAUAUACCCAUAUCCGUGGCUACUCGCCUGCCAAACCCUCGUGAUCUACUGGGUAAUAAUCACCACUGGACGGAUAUACGCAACAUGGGUGCUUGGGUUAUUUCACUUACUCUUCACGCUCCUAGAGGUAUGGGCGCUGCAGAAAGCCACCGUAUCCGGCCCCAUCCCCUAUGCAUUUACCAUCACGAACUCUCUCUUAGUUCUCCUCACUAUAAGCUACUACCGCGUCAUACAUCACCACACGGCAAUUUUCCGGGACGCAUUUGACAUCGAGUUCCGUCUCUGGCGGCUCAUUGGCCGCAGAGCCGACGAGAACUUGCAGCUAAAUCUCGGCCGGAGACUUAGACUCCAGCAGAUUACCCGCAGGAGAAUCAAGUAUGGAAGAAUAUUCGCUCAGGAGAUAGAAGAAAGGACUGUCGAAUCUGCACAUGCGAAGGCGGUGGCAUGUGAGGAGGAGACUGCAAAAUUCGAGAGGUUGGAGGCUCGACGCGAAGUGGCGUUUCAGGCUUGUCAGAGGUUCUCGCUAGAAGAAGAAGGAAGAGAAGCUGGGGAUGUUGCGGCUGUGACCAUGAGAAGGGUGGAUAUUGAUAAACGUACUGGCAAGGAUAUCCUUCGAUGGUUGUCGGGGAGAUCAAAGAAAAAUGUUCCGGUAGAUUACUUCUCCAAUCCCGACGAUUUGAUCAUUGGCUCGGUCUCUGUCACGGAGCCAAGCCAGAUAGAGCCAGCACUAUCACUGGUCGAAACGGCACUGGACCACAUACGAUUCUACGAUAUCAACUUCCCGGGCCGUGAAGAUGAGCGCCUUCACCCUACACAUACGCAGUUCAGAAGAGCUGUGGCUGUUAGCUGUGAGAUGAGGCAGUACGCACCCGAGUAUGUAAAGGGAAAUGUUGGGAUUUUGGAUGUUGAUGAUCCAAAAUGGAGUAAUGCUCGGGAGGAAGUAAAUGUUGAAUAUGUGGAGAAAGAUCGCGAGCUGGUUAGUUUGCUCACGGUAUCAGUUGAUCGAUACCUCACGGUGACAUUCCAUAUCGCAUACAUGCUGCAGCAUUGUGUAGAGAACACCCGUCCAAACCUCCAAACACUAUUCCAAGAUCUGAUCCUCAACAGACGCAAGGUCAAAAUCUGGAACAACCUCCCCCGCAGCAUCGCAGCUCUCGACGCAACACUCGAGCACAUAUUCCGCGGCCACGGCGGCCCAAAUCAAGAAGAAGGGCCUGGGCGCCAAAGAUAUCUCGCCUCGCUCCGCAAACCCUUCCGUGAAAACGGCCCCAACGACAUCCUCCGCACCCCUAGCUACAAAGACACCGGCCCCGACAACUUUCUCCACUUCAACAGGCCAACCGACACGGAGUUCCGACGCGGUCAGGGCGAUCCCCCAUGUCCUCUCCAGCUCCAUGGACCAGGAUUGGACUAUGCGGAUCGCACAUGUCCUUGCGAUAAGGGCAUCAUCGAUAUCACCGCAAUAGUUGAUUCCAUCCUCCGCCAGCACAGGUUCCUUGGGAUAAGCCACGAUGCCCCGCACGCGUUAAGGUCCUGGGCGGUACCACAUGCGCAUUCGAACCUCAGAUUCUGUGACCUUGUGAGAUGGCUCUUGGCGGGUCACAAGUGGCAGCCGUUCCUCUGCCAGUUCAAGGAAACCGGUCAACUUAAACCGCAGAAGCCAAACACCGAAGGUCUACAGCCAGAGGAGGCGGAGGAGUUUACAAAUAUAUAUAACAUGAAGUACAAUAUACACAAGGUGGAGAGGGACAAACUUUUUACUACAGGUGGGGAGACUAGGAAUAUAGAGAGGGACGAUAUAUGCCUGUCUUAUGUGGUUGGUGAAGCGGUCGGCCUGGGCUUGAUCCUCAGAAACCUACUUACGUGUGAAUCGCCCAUCCUAAUGGCGGAGAGGCUAAGUCAUUACGCCUAUAAACACACCCUCAAAGUCCCACCUUGCGCCUACGACACCAUACUCUUCAGAAAGCCUGUUGAUCGUACGAUCCUCCCACCUCUUGAGAAAAUAGAUUCAUUCACUCUUGGCCUCGAUGUGGACUCACCCGAAACCGCCUACGGCGCCCCGUCGAUCCCUACCUGGGAGAAACUCGCCUCUAACCCCGCCUGGUUUCUCAAACAAAGUACGCACGGUAAGGUCAGUAAAGAACUAACCUUCAGCAAUGUGAUUACCACAGCUUUCAUCUUGACUGGCUGGGAGCACCCCAUCUUGCCUGAGGUUCCAGACCCAAGGUUACCUCCGCCGAAACGCUUCGGGAUGACGACACCGGCGAAGCUGGCGAGGAAGCUGAGAGACGCCACGGCGGUUUCGCUGGCAGAGGUGGAUAGAGCGAAUAGGAGGGCAAAGCUCUGUGCGUUUGACCUGGUGGACAAGGCCUCGGAGGUGAACUUCAUAGCGGAGAUCGGGAACGAGUUUGGGUUAAGGCUGGAGAGGGCAAUAGAUACUCUGGGAGGAUCAAGGUCAAAUAUGCCUACCGUACCGGAGGAGAUACAGAGCGAAGAUAAAGGGAGGGUUGUGGAUGAGCUUACGAGAAAUGCAAGGUUGGCUGCGGGAGCAACUAGACAGUGUGCACAGUUGGUCUACGGCCUGAGAGCAACUGUUAUCAAUUUACUAGAUUUGAUAGAGCAGGGGGUAGUUGCUGCUUUACCCACUACAGUGGAAGAAGCAGUAGCUAAGGCGACUGCGGAUACGGCAAUAAGAGAAAUGGCAGUUGGCGCUUUAGAGAGAGCGAGUGAAGCAGAACUAGUAUCAAGGGCUGCUUAUACAUGUGCGGAGCGUGGAGUUAAACAAUGCAACGGAAACCUAUAUAAACAGAGCGAGGUGGCAAUACCAGCAGGGAAUAACCCAAAUCCAGAUAUCACGAUCACAGAGGACCCAGAAAGACAGAUAUUGGAGCUAGCCCUUGCUAAUGCAGUAGUAGAGCUUCGGGAAGCGUCAAAUGCAGAGUUGUUAGCGAGGAGGGCGGCAUUAGCGGAGAUAAACGCAGCAAUCACUCGCCGUGAAGAACUGGACGUUCUAUGCGAUGAUGAACAGUCGGCCUUAGACGGGACAAGAAGGAGAAGGCAAGGUGAGAGAGCUCAAUUCGCAGAGAGAAGGCCGGUCCUCCAGACGGCUGCGGACACAGAUAGGACAGAUCUUUUUGGUCGGGUAAACCUAAUCCGAAUACGAAGGGUAAUAAAUGAAGCGCACGCUGCCUUCGAUACGGCAAGGGAAAAUCUUGAACUGGCAAGGGCGCGUGAAGUAGCGGCGUGGGAUACGGAUGUAAUGAUGGCGCAGAGAAGGCUUAAAACAGCUACAGACUUUGCUGCGUUCACGACGGCAGAGAUGGACGUUAGUCCAUCACCGGCGGGCGCGGAGGCUCUCACCACAGCACAAGGAAGGCUUGAACCUGCACAAACUACUUAUCAUAACACUGUUGAGUCGGUUAUUAACCAUAGGAGAAAUGAGAUGGAGCGCUUGCUGACGGCCCGAGUUCAAUUGGAGGAUGCUUACUUGAAUUGCGUAAAUGGGACAUACCGUACAAUCCAAGGAGCCUAUGAUAGAACAACAUACGCAAUAGACAGGGAUUUUGAAGCUCCAGAGGAACUAGCAAUCAUGACAUCGACACACGAGUUGGUGGGACUGGCAGAGAUCAUAAACACACACACGAGACAAUUUAGAGAUAUGGUGGAAAACCUCUGCGCCCAAUCGUUGAGAUCAGAGAGAACCUCAAGCGAGGCGAGACAAAGCAUAAUACAGAAAGAGGCAUUUACUACACGUUUGCCAACCAUAAGUGCUGGAAAGCUUGUUGUCGAGGGUAACUUUGGACUAGCCCUCACGCUCCGGAACCUGGCUGCGAGGAAUUUCCGAGUCAGUUACAAGCUAAUGCCUCGAGAGCAUUCCGCCCCUUUGAUGCAGGAUUCAAAUCUAAGUAAUGUGACUUGGUUUGAGACAUUUAGAGAUCUGUUUGAAUGGCAUUGCGGAUUGGGAACUCUAGAAACUCCAAGGAUUACUGAAAAUCACCCAGCCAUAUCAUCAAAGGAGAGUGAAGCAGGAAUUCGGCAAGACCUUUUAGCCAUUGUCCAAGCUGAAGUACCAGACCCAGAGCUGCCUGCAGGGCUCGAUAGAAUAGGAGCUGCUAGUCACUUAUCAGCUUCUCGAAGAGCAAGGGAGAGACUCGCCCGGCUACAUAAUUAUGUGGACCUCGUCUCUGCCGAGAUUCUGAUCUUCAUGCUAGUGAGAGAGAUAUCUAAGUUUGAGGAGCUUGACGCAGCUCGAAGGUUGGUUCUUGGAAUUGACAGCGCUGUUUAUGACUACUACACGGUAGUCGGGCAUUCACUAUGGGAAUCAGUAACUAUUGAACGGGCCAAGCGUGAAUUUCAACUUGACAACUUUGUCUAUCAAGACGCAUAUUGGUUCAAACGUCUUCAGGUCCUUCUCGGACACGAAUUUGCACAAAACAUUUCCACUCAAAGUCCAUCAUCGAGACUGGUCCAGGAAUGUGGUGCUAAAGACAUCGCUGAUCUUGUCGAGAUGCUAAUCUUAGAGAUUGAAAGAUUCCUGAAAAUCUACAUAUAUCAGGAAGAGCUUGCAGAUUAUCUUAAAAGGACUAUUAUGAAUUCGAGCAGGUUCGGAAGGAGGCGCCUAGUCGCCAAUGCCAGGGCUCAUGCUAGCAAGCGUCCAAAAGGACCAAUCGGACCACGUGACAGAAGAUCGCCAAUGCAAAGAUUUGAAAGAGACACCGCUUUCAGAUCCGGCCAUUCGUCAGACAUGAAUAUCUUGGAAGAUGCUCGUGCGAAACUCGCUGACUGGAGGCUCCCAGAGUGGCUCAGCUAUCUGAUUCUCACAGGGCAAAAGAUAGACUACACCGGAACCACAAUAGGGCGGCUGCUUACACCUCCGCCCGUCUUUCUACUGCCCGACAUGACGAUGCCGCAUGCUCCGUGGAUGAGAGCGAUCGUAUCGCUUCUUAAUUCAGACCCUGAUAUUGAGCUAGACAGCUGGGAUGGGCUCCGCAAGUGGUGGAGAAACGGCAUUUACAUCCAGGGAAUUGGCCUGGCGGAUGAGCACGUGGAACAGGCGGUGCUCCCGGAUCUGGCAAAUAUCAUGCAGGAUGGGAGGGCGCCGAAUCCUGUGCCGCAGCGUGUUAUUCAGAACAGAAGGAUACAUAAUGCUACGCAUAGGGCGUUUGUGAAUACGUCUCAUUUGGCGGACAGAGGUUUCAACAUGCCCGAUGUGGUGCCACCUACGGUGCCCGCCGAGGUUCCCGCUGAGGUCCCCGCCGAGGUCCCCGCUGAGGUCCCCGCUGAAGUGCCCGCUGAUGUUCCCGCUGAUGCGGCCCCUGUGGGAGGGUAG